Molecule: messenger RNA, 1037 nt
Organism: Merops nubicus (carmine bee-eater)
Lineage: Eukaryota; Metazoa; Chordata; Aves; Coraciiformes; Meropidae
Gene: CD34
Product: CD34 molecule
Exons: 7
Biological process (GO): cell-matrix adhesion
Cellular component (GO): membrane
Source: RefSeq, a predicted model, not a curated record
GUAAUGUUUCGGGGAACCCAACAGACGCCCCCACCCCGAUGACCACGGAGGCAAAAGGCACCAGCAGCACAGCAGCCCAUGAAGCCCCCGGAGCCCCCAGCAGUGCUGAGCCGAGGCCAGAGACGUCUGCUGCAGCCAGGUCCCUGGCACCCAGCUCCACCUCCCUGGGGCUCAGCAGCACAUGGACCAGCCCGCAGCCCAGCCAAGCCCCCACACAGCUGCCGGGCACCCCCUCGGACCCCAACCACACCAGCCAGGGGGUCGGCACCACCGAGAGCCCAGAGACACAGCCCAGCAAGAGGGCAGAAACCCCAGGGCCCACGCUAGUUCUGACCAGCUCUCCUGCCACCUCGGGGCAUUCUCCCAGCUCAGCUGCCACCACGUCACCACACACAGUCAGGGACAGCCCAAAGCCCAUCACGUGCCACAAUGUCAAAGAAGUGAGUGACACUGGAGUUCUCUGCUUGCAGCUCAACGAGUCCUACACCUGCAAACAUUUUUUAGAGAUGAAGGGACCGGCCCUAUGGAGUGCAGUGUGUGAACAGAGCACCCACCAAGUUCCCUCCCCCUGCCAGAUUAAACUGGCUAAAUCUGAGGUGGACCGUAACUGCAUGCUCCUCAUCCUCGUCGGGGAGAGAGAUCCUGCCACAGACGUGCUCCAGGAAUCUCACUGGGAAAAGUUUGGAAUACAAUCCCUUAAACAGGGGAACGUGAGGAGCCACCAGGACUUUUCUCAGAAGACCCUGAUCGCCCUGGUGACCUCGGGGCUCCUGCUGGCGUUCCUGGGCUUGGCUGGCUACUACCUGCUGAAGCGGCGGAGCUGGAGCCCGGCGGGGGAGAGGCUGGCUGAAGACCCCUAUUACACGGAGAGCGGCAGCCAGGGCAAUACCAUGUUGAUGAUGCCCCCCCAAGAGCAAGCUGAGCUGCAGGAGAAGCCAAACCUCAACGGUGGGACUCAGGAGAACGGGACUGGCCAAGCAGCCUCCAAAAACGGCCCCUCGGGCAGGCAGCACAGCCCCGGUGACACCGAGAUGUGA